Molecule: messenger RNA, 4899 nt
Organism: Eublepharis macularius
Lineage: Eukaryota; Metazoa; Chordata; Lepidosauria; Squamata; Eublepharidae
Gene: GANC
Product: glucosidase alpha, neutral C
Exons: 26
Coding region: 343-2991 (882 amino acids)
Biological process (GO): N-glycan processing; carbohydrate metabolic process
Molecular function (GO): carbohydrate binding; alpha-1,4-glucosidase activity
Source: RefSeq, a predicted model, not a curated record
UUGUCUUUGGAUGAAAGCUUUUUCUCUGCGUGCGCCUAUCCCGGUUCUACAGAAGAUUUAGCGACUGUUGUAGCAGCUAGUGGUGCGCGCGUUCGGAAUAGCGGCGUGAGAGUCUGCCAUGGAGUCAAGCGUGGAGGAGGAAAUCAGAACAUUCUGGAAUGAAAAUAGAUGAAAUGAGCAUAAAGUUACAGUGUAAUGAAUUGGGAAUGAAAUCUGUGCACAAUUUGUUCUAGUGUCGAAGAUGAGGCAGUGGACAAAAGCAGCUUUAAGAGGUGCAAUCAGAUUGAUUUCUAUAGACGUCAGAAACGUUUAUGUCCUGGGAAGUCCUCAUAUCGAGCUUUUAUGGACACAGUGGAAUUAUCCAAUAGGAGUGUCAAAUUCCAAAUUAUCAAUGAAGAAUGCAAGGUUCCUCUUUUAGUAGAACUUUAUGAAAUAGAAGGCAAUAUUUUCAGGCUUCAGGUAAAUGAAAUAGCACCACUGAAACCAAGGUAUCAAGUCUCAGAUGUUCUCAUAAAAGAACCUGCCAGCCUCAGGCUAACGAUAUUACAAAAAGAUGCAAGUGAGCUUGUGUUGGCUUGCUCCAAUGAAGACCAGCAGCUUCACAUUACAGCAAAUCCCUUUCAGAUGCAACUUGUUUCCAAGGAUGAGAUUGUAUUGAGCAUGAACACAAAUGACUUGUUGUAUUUUGAGCACCUGCAGCAUCCACCACAAAUCAGGAAAUCUACAUUGCAGGAAAAGGCAGAUGGAUCAGCUGACUCUUUUAAGGGAUAUCAAGAAGACUUGGGACUGUGGGAAGACAAAUUUGGUAGCUUUUUAGACAUCAAAGCCAGUGGUCCCAGUUCUGUAGGCCUUGAUUUUUCUUUACAUGGAUAUGAGCAUGUCUAUGGAAUACCUCAACAUGCAGAGCCGCUUCUGCUUAAAAAUACCAGUGAUGAUGACGUCUACCGGCUUUAUAACCUGGAUGUCUUUGGAUACAAGAUCCACAGCAAAAUGGGCAUUUACGGCUCAGUGCCAUUGCUCUUGGCACACAAGCCAGGUAGAACCAUUGCGGUCUUCUGGCUCAAUUCCUCUGAAACUCUAUUGGAGAUUGCUACCAAAGCUGCCGUGGAGGAACAGAGCAGCUCAGCUUUAUUCACUUCAACUGCUGAGCUCUCUAGAACUCCAGACCUCUCAAAGCAGAGAGUGCUGCCCCAAACUGAUGUGCGUUGGAUGUCAGAAAGUGGAAUCAUUGAUACUUUCAUCCUAAUGGGUCCUCAUCCUUUCGAUGUUUUUAAGCAGUAUGCACAACUGACAGGCACUCAGUCCCUGCCUCCACUCUUCUCCCUUGGCUAUCACCAGUGUCGCUGGAACUAUGAAGAUGAGAAUGAUGUAAAAGAGGUUGAUGCAGGUUUUGAUAAGUUUAACAUCCCGUAUGACGUUAUAUGGCUUGACAUUGAGCACACUGAUGGCAAACGGUACUUCACUUGGGAUAAGAAGAAGUUCUGCAAUCCUGAUAGAAUGCAGAAGGAGCUUAUGAAGAAGAAACGUAAGCUGGUUGUCAUUGUGGACCCCCAUAUCAAGGCUGAUCCUCAAUAUGCCAUAUACUUGCAAGCCAAAGAAAAGGGGUAUUUUGUAAAAGAUCGUACAGGCAGGGAUUUUGAGGGCAUCUGUUGGCCAGGUCUUUCAUCUUACCUGGAUUUUACCAGUCCUGAUGUCAGAGAAUGGUAUGCAGAUCAAUUUGCCUUCAAAAAUUAUAAGGAUUCUUCUGAGAUCCUUUUUGUCUGGAAUGAUAUGAAUGAGCCUUCAGUCUUCAGAGGGAUAGAAUUAACCAUGCAGAAGGAUGCUGUCCACCAUGGUGGAUGGGAACACCGAGAGGUUCAUAAUCUCUAUGGUUUUUACCAGCAAAUGGCAACUGCAGAAGGACUGAUCAGGCGCAAUGGGGGGCUGGAGAGGCCCUUUGUCCUCACACGCUCUUUCUUUGCUGGAUCACAGAGGUAUGGUGCUGUAUGGACUGGAGACAACAAAGCAGAUUGGAGUUACUUGAAAAUCUCCAUUCCAAUGUUGCUUACUAUCAGUGUCGCAGGAAUUUCAUUCUGUGGAGCGGAUGUAGGUGGAUUUAUUGGAAAUCCAGACCCAGAACUACUAGUUCGAUGGUAUCAGGUUGGGGCACUCCAACCUUUUUUCAGAGGCCAUGCAAAUAGGAACACCAGGCGUCGAGAACCAUGGCUGUUUGGAAAAGAGAACACAAAGAUCAUCAGGGAGGCUAUCAAGGAGCGCUACUCCCUCCUCCCUUAUCUAUAUUCACUCUUCUAUCGAGUUCAUAUUGCUGCUGAACCAGUCAUGAGGCCUGUCUGGGUAGAAUUCCCCAAGGAGCUUAAAACGUUUAGCAUAGAAGAUGAGUAUAUGCUUGGAAACGCUUUGCUGGUGUAUCCAGUCACUGAACCCAAAGCCACCACAGUCAGUGUUUUUCUGCCUGGCUCACAAGAGAUCUGGUAUGAUUUUCGAAGAUUUAUACAGCUGGAAGGUCAAGGUACACUGAAGAUCCCAGUGACAUUGAAUAGUAUUCCUGUGAUUCAGCGUGGGGGAACUGUUAUACCACUAAAGACUUCUGUAGAAAAAUCUACAGAAUGGAUGGCAGAUGUUCCUUAUGAACUCCAUGCUGCCCUAGAUUAUAAGGAGUAUGCAACAGGUGAGUUGUACCUGGAUGAUGGCCAUUCCUUCCGCUAUCUCCAUGAGAAGCAGUUCCUGCUCAGGAAGUUCACCUUCCAUGAAAAUGUCUUCUCAUCCAGGUGUGCAGAUGAGAAUGGCCAGUUCCAUUCAAAAUGUGUAGUUGAACAAAUACUGAUUUUGGGACUUAAAAAACAACCUUCUUCUGUGAUUGCCAGGAUCCAUGAUAAAAAAGUCAAAGCAGUGGCUUUCACCUAUGAUGCCAAGAGCUCCGUAUUGACCCUUAAAAAGCUUUCAUUAAAUGUUAGCAUUGAUUGGGAUAUUGAAAUAAAAGUGAGAAGUUAAACUGAGGCUUCAGAGAGGUGUAUGAAAUAAUAGCUUGGAAAUUUCCACCAACUGAAGGAUUUCUGUCUGCAAAGCGCAAUUUCCCUGCUUCUCCCCUACAGCUGCCCCCUGAAAUAUUGCUCCUGCAAGACGGAGACUCCCUUCAGGAGCACCUUCUUUUGUACACAUGAAGCUGCCUUAUAAAACUGUUUCUAAUCAGAAUACUCUCUACUCUUGACUGGCAGCAUUUCUCAGAGUCUGUCACAUAAAUUAUUACAUAUGUAUGUAUGGUCACCAAGUUGCAGCUGAUUUCUGGAGACCCCAGCAAGGGGUCCCUACUUAGCUUCCAAGAUCUGAUGAGACCUGGCUUAUACAUGCAGCCUUCCCUCCCCAUCAUCUACUGCCUGAUCCUUUUAACUGGAGAUUCCACGACUUGGAUAUAGGACUUGUCUGCGUGCAAGGCAGAUUAACAAUGAACUGCAACACUUUCCCCAGCAUGGUGAGGGGGGAGUCAUAGGUCAUCAGUGAGAAGGAAGAAUUGGCAAAAAUCACCUGCCCCAUCUGUCAGCAGAAGUGCUCUGCAGCAUCCAACCCAAAGGUUCGGGAUGACUUAGCUUGGAAUUUAAUUGGACCUUCUUUAAAUAGACAAAAGUUGCAUACUCAAAGGCUGGACUUCUAUAGGUUUCUAUUAAAUGAAUUCAUCAAGAUGCAAAAUAUUUCCAUGAGUGACAACGUGCUGCUGCGACUUGAAUGUUUGUACAAGUAUGUUCCUGACAUAAAAUCUGUGGGCUUGUGUAAACAGUGGCAGUUGGUGAAAGAUUAAGAGACGCAACAUUUAUGGAUGCUGCCUAGAUUAAUAGUGUGCCAACAGAGUGUUGCAAGACUGAGAUUCCCACAACAGGAACCUCACCAGCUAUGGAUCUAGUGUCUCUAACAUGUAGCUUCUGAGAAGGAAUAUACAUGACAUAAAGCAAGCAGAUAGAUUCGGGUGACUAUACCAUGAUGCCGUGUCCGCGGAGAUGGUUCAAACAACCGGACUUCACAGGAAUGUGCCCCAGAACUGUGUACAAGUAUAAUCAUAAUGUAUAGGUGGCACCCUCUCUCAGUCCCCGUCCUGAAAAUAAUCAUUUGAAGAUCCUAAAAUGCUUCCGUGUGAGCCAACUAGGACACUGAAUUCAGCAAGGCCCUGAUGUGGAGCCGAUGCUAACAGUUCUGAAACAGAAGGAAGUCUGAAAGAGCAUGAUCCUAACAGUUUCAAGGACAUGAGCCAAUCUAUAAGGAGCAUUCUAGCUGCUGUUUUGGGGAAACCAGGAAGAUGUUACAAGAACACAGAUAUGUUCCUCGAGGAGUGAAAUUGGGUGCCAAAGGAAACAAAAAGCAUAGAGAAAUGUAUCCAUGCCUCUAACUCCCACCUCUCAUACUAUUCCAAUAAUUGUCCUGCUCAUAGGAAAGGUAGAAAAGGUUCAGGAGUGGGUAGGCUCAUUUCUUUCAGGGUCGGCUUGCCUUCCAAGUCCUGUCCUGGUCAUUGAGCUUCUAAUAGGUAAAGUUGCUUAGCAAUAUUGCAAAAUUCAGAAACCUGGCUUUCAGUAAGAAUGAUGGGGAGGGUGUUAGGGUGACAAAUGCUAUUUGUAAUUAAAAUGGCUUCAGCUUCAGUGGAUGGAGUUUUUGCUUUUAUUUUUGAGCUGACUGAAUUAUUUUACAGGAUUUUUUAUUGUCUUUGUAAGGCUUAAUGCUUCAUCUCUUCACUGCCCAUCUGCCCUCUACUAAGGACAGUUUAACAGAGCCUGAGCAGAAGAUUAAUUAUUCCCUAUUCAUUUAUCCAAUACAAUUUAUCCAUAUACAUUUAUCCAUAUACAGUUUUCUGUAACUAUAUAUUUCUCCCAUUUCCUUUUGGUUGCUUUUGGUAGUUUACUGUUCAAAUUUACUCAA